AUGCUGCCUCAAACACGCUCUCCUCUAUUCAGACUACCUGGCGAGCUGAGGAACGAAAUCUUUGAUCUCGCUCUGACACCAUCUACGCCUAUCGUUGAUCCAAAAUGGGACACGACCAUUAAGCCAGAACACGGUCAGAUCACUACCCUGGGCAUUGCUCUUUUGAGAACCUGUCGUGCCAUCUACCUCGAGGCGAACAACUCGGUGCCAUUGCAAAACGGGGACUUCGUAUUCACAAGAGUCGCCCAUAUCCAAGCAUUCUUUUGCCGCUUGUCAUUAGCACAAGCCAGCCAUAUUCGCCAUAUCACAAUCGAUCUCAAAGACGCAGCAUCGGGAGACAGGGCGCUACAAAGCGAGCAGAGUGCAACCAUUGCCAACGAGUGGGUUCAUUACUUCUGCUGUACCCGUGGAGCGCACAUGCUGGGAGCCUGGUGCGCAGAUCUUAGCACCCUCACAUCUGAUGUGCCAUAUCUACGUUCAUUAUGCUUUGACCUGACCAACUGGCAACCAAGCCAUGCUGGUUCGCGAAUUGGUGGUUGGAGAUACCUGCAGACCUUGCUUCGGAGGACACGAGAUUUGGACUCCAUUACACUCAAAAGCAAGUGUCUGGACAGCAGCUCCUGGACUUCCCAGCCCGUACCAUGGAGCCUGGGCUUGUGGUUCUCUCCUGCUUUCGACAAAGACGAGUCGGCUUUGGUAGAUUUGAUGGGUCAGACAGUACGCGCGGCGGGAGAGAAGGAAGUCAUCUCCAUCAAAUGGCAUACGGCAGACGGUAUCACAUCGCUGACGGUGACCAUUGGAAAGGCAGAAGAUGUCUCUCCACUGUCAAGUAUCCAAGUUCCCUUGUCGCAGAAUGGGAACAUGUCAUGGGACUCCUUCCUUGAGUUCAAGGACAAUCAAGUCGAGCUGACAAGACGCAAGGCAUCGUUGUCCGUGAGUAGCACCAUCUGGGACAAUGCACCAGCAAUUCAAGUGUAG
Messenger RNA from Aureobasidium melanogenum CBS 110374, 978 nucleotides. RefSeq lists its product as uncharacterized. The record is from RefSeq and is a predicted model, not a curated record. The coding region runs from base 1 to 978 and encodes 325 amino acids. Lineage: Eukaryota; Fungi; Ascomycota; Dothideomycetes; Dothideales; Saccotheciaceae. The transcript has a single exon.